AUGGGAGUACCUACAUUUUAUAGAUGGCUUUGUAGUAGAUUCCCAAAGGUGCCUAAAGAUAUUACAAAUAAAGCUAAUACGUCUGGUGAAGGCGAUUCUCACUUUACAGACUCUUUGUUUACAGAAAGAUAUGAUAAUUUGUAUUUGGACAUGAAUGGAAUAGUUCAUCCUUGUUGCCAUCCGGAAUAUUUGCCACAACCUAGCAAUGAAGAGGAAAUGUUCGAAGCCAUUUUCGACUACAUUGACAGGCUAAUAGAGACAAUUAGACCUAAAAGACUACUAUAUCUGGCCUUAGACGGAGUAGCUCCUAGAGCUAAGAUGAAUCAGCAGCGGAGUAGAAGAUUUAAAGCUGUCUAUGAAAGGGAAUAUGCACAGAAACAGCUACAAAACGAUAAGAGCACACCGGAGACGAAUUUGUCUAAAUCAAGACAAAAUAUUCCACAGAAUGAACAGCAAAAGGUAUGGGAUAGCAAUGUCAUUACCCCUGGAACGCCAUUUAUGUAUCAAUUGGGCCUUGAAGUGGAAGAAUAUGUGUCAAAUCGUCUUGAAAACAGUGACAUUUGGCAUAAUUUAACAGUGAUAAUUUCAGAUUCUAACAGUCCCGGAGAGGGUGAACACAAGAUAAUCAAUUUCAUCAGGACGCAGCGGCAAUCUAGUAAUUACGAUCCAAAUACAAGACAUGUUAUCCACGGUAUGGAUGCGGAUCUAAUUAUGCUAGCACUCGCCACUCAUGAGCCCAAUUUUUUCAUACUUCGUGAAGUCGUGCCCUUCAAACAAUUUAACAGCACUACACAACCCACUAUUAGUGACACCAGUGAAACUGUUCCUAGUUUAAAAUAUUCACUUAUGCUUCGAAAGUCAUGGAAGCAACUGCAAAUAAUUCAAAUACCAGUAUUACGCGAAUAUUUGAGUUAUCUAUUCAAGGAUUGCGGUUGUGAUCUAGAAAGGUGUAUAGAUGACUUGGUUCUUAUGUGUUUUUUUUGUGGCAACGACUUUUUACCACACUUGCCUUCUAUGUCAAUAACCCUCGGGUCUAUUGACCAGAUGAUCUAUUUGUACCAGCAAAUUUUUCCAACGCUAGGCGGUUAUUUGACUGACUGUGGUAAGAUAAAUAUGCCACAGCUGGAAAUGUUCACAUCCUAUCUAACUGCUGUGGAACAUGAGACACUAUCUCUCAAGGGCAAUAAUCAUGGUGCAACCAGAAGAGCCGGAAAUGCGGAUAAUGUCACGAAUAACGAUGAAGAAGAGACGUCAAAAACAGGCAUCGAUGUGACACUUGGUUCACCUGAGGUGUACAAAAAAUCCUAUUACAUAAAGAAACUCGAUUGUUCGGAGGAUGAUGUUGCAAAAACAGCUAGCGCCAUGGCUGGCGAAUAUGUUAAGGGGAUGGAGUGGGUAUUGGAGUACUAUUAUCAGGGCAUUCCCAGUUGGAAUUGGUACUAUCCCUACCAUUACGCCCCCUUUGCAUCUGAUCUAAAAUUCACCACUCAGAAUGUUUUUCAGCUGGGAACCCCCUUCACUCCUUUGCAACAACUUAUGAGCGUGUUACCAGUACAAUCAUCUCACUGUUUGCCCGAGAAAUUUGCCGAUUUAAUGAGGAGCGAGGUAUCUCCUAUUGCUGAGUAUUAUCCCAGAACACUAAAACUGGACCCAAAUGGUUCUAGGUACCGCUACCAAUGGGUGGCCCUGCUUCCAUUUAUAGACGAGCAACUGUUACUUGCCACAGUUAAACCGCUGGAGGAAGAGUUGAGCAAGGAAGAGAAGGAAAGGAACAAACUGAAAAGUGAAAAGAUAUUUGUGCAUAAAAAUAUGAAAAUAAAUAGAUAUUUAGACGCUAAGAUUGACAACCUAGCUACCAAGAUAGACUUGCCCAUACACAUAGGCAGCGCAAGCCUGAUAUUAACUUGUGGUUCAAUCAACGUAUACAAUUACAAGUGUGAUAAAGUGGGUAGGCACAUUAGUAAGCUGCUGAAGGGUAUAAAUCCACAACCAAGAUUUUUAGAGCUGGGAGACAUAAUGGAUGAAAGCAGAUACAAAGGGUUUAACUGCCACGUGGCUAAACGGAUGAUAUCGCACUAUAUACACAAAUCUUUACCUCAAGAUUCAAGCCAUAACGCUACAUAUCGCAAUGAUUUGAAUUAUAAUAAACGUCAGUGGCAUUACCCACCACAGCACAUUCAUCCAAGGCAACAAUAUGUAGAGCACGGCCAUAGGGAUCAUCACAGCAUAUCGCAGUCAAGGGACCAAACUAUCAGUAAAGAUGAGUUACUUGGAGGCUAUUCACUAAAGUGCCCAGAUUCAAAACUCCGUGACGGGCCGAGUAAAAGAUAUCAGUGCGAACAAUCGGGGGCCCAAUUUCAAGACAGGGAGAAUAAGAGAUUUAGGCGAUAA
Molecule: messenger RNA, 2391 nt
Organism: Babesia microti strain RI
Lineage: Eukaryota; Apicomplexa; Aconoidasida; Piroplasmida; Babesiidae
Product: XRN2, RAT1, 5'-3' exoribonuclease 2
Exons: 8
Coding region: 1-2391 (796 amino acids)
Biological process (GO): nuclear-transcribed mRNA catabolic process
Cellular component (GO): nucleus
Molecular function (GO): 5'-3' RNA exonuclease activity; RNA binding
Source: RefSeq, a predicted model, not a curated record